Messenger RNA from Homalodisca vitripennis (glassy-winged sharpshooter), 918 nucleotides. It is a transcript of the gene RpS4, whose product is annotated as 40S ribosomal protein S4. Gene Ontology annotation, molecular function: RNA binding; structural constituent of ribosome. Gene Ontology annotation, cellular component: cytosolic small ribosomal subunit; ribosome. The transcript has 6 exons. Bases 89 to 880 code for a protein of 263 amino acids. Gene Ontology annotation, biological process: translation. NCBI's taxonomy places the organism in Eukaryota, Metazoa, Arthropoda, Insecta, Hemiptera, Cicadellidae. The record is from RefSeq and is a predicted model, not a curated record.
UUGUCUCAUUCUUACUCUCACCGUAUAUCCAUGUAGGCGUUGUAAGCACAGCACAUCAAGGUUCCUUUCUUUCCGGUUAAUCGUCAGCAUGGCUCGUGGGCCCAAGAAGCACUUGAAGCGUCUUCACGCCCCCAAAGCAUGGAUGUUGGACAAGCUGGGGGGAGUCUAUGCUCCCAGACCCAGCACUGGACCUCACAAGCUCCGUGAAUCUUUACCUUUGGUAAUCUUCUUGCGUAACCGCUUGAAGUAUGCCCUCACUAACUGUGAAGUGAAGAAAAUUGUCAUGCAGAGGUUAAUAAAGGUUGAUGGAAAAGUCAGAACUGAUCCAAAUUACCCUGCGGGAUUUAUGGAUGUUGUGACAAUUGAAAAGACUGGAGAAUUCUUCCGUUUGAUCUAUGAUGUCAAGGGAAGAUUUACCAUCCAUAGAAUCACAGAUGAAGAAGCCAAAUACAAGCUGUGCAAAGUCAAGCGGGUUCAGACCGGUCCCAAAGGAAUCCCAUUUUUGGUGACACACGACGGGAGAACCAUCCGGUAUCCGGAUCCACUUAUUAAAGUGAAUGACACAGUGCAAGUUGACAUCGCGUCUUCGAAAAUCACAGAUUACAUCCGAUUUGAUUCAGGCAACCUGUGUAUGAUCACUGGAGGCAGGAACUUGGGGCGAGUGGGAACAGUUGUCAACAGAGAACGUCAUCCCGGGUCCUUCGACAUUGUACACAUCAAGGAUACCAAUGGUCACACAUUUGCCACCCGGUUAGUGAACGUAUUCAUCAUCGGCAAGGGCACCAAGCCGUACGUAUCACUGCCUAAAGGCAAGGGAGUCAAGCUCAGCAUUGCUGAGGAGAGAGACAAGAGGUUGGCGGCAAAGGCUGCCUCUGGUUAAGAUUUUUGAGAUUUUAUUAAAAAUAUUUAAAAACCUUG